This is a messenger RNA of Megalobrama amblycephala (Wuchang bream), 912 nucleotides long. RefSeq names its product general transcription factor II-I repeat domain-containing protein 2B-like. The record is from RefSeq and is a predicted model, not a curated record. Bases 61 to 912 code for a protein of 283 amino acids. The transcript has 2 exons. NCBI's taxonomy places the organism in Eukaryota, Metazoa, Chordata, Actinopteri, Cypriniformes, Xenocyprididae.
UACCACUGCAUUUUACAUCAAGAACAACUAUGUGCUAAAUCUGUCGGGCUUGUGGAUGUGAUGCGUGACGUCGUCAAAAUUGUCAACAAUAUACGCUCCAAGGCGCUUUCUCACCGACAGUUCAAGACACUGAUGGAUGAGAUGGAUGCGCAGUAUGGUGAUGUGUUGUACCACCAGGAGGUCAGAUGGCUCAGCCGUGGAAAAGUUCUCAGGAGAUUUUUUGAUCUGCGUGAUGAGAUCAGAGUUUUUCAGGAAAGCAAGGAUGGUAACAUUCAAGUGCCCACAGAUAAGAAAUGGCUCUCUGACCUGGCUUUCCUUGUGGAUGUAACAGAGUUGCUCAAUAUUUUGAAUGUUCAGCUCCAGGGAAAGGACCAGAUUAUCACCCAGCUUUUUGAUCACGUCAGAGCCUUCAAACAAAAACUACUGCUGCUCAGAAGACAUCUCUCAGCAGGAAAUUUAGUUCAUUUUCCCUGUCUUGGAGAGGUAGGCAUGGUGAAAGAGAAGGGCCAUGAGUAUGAUUCUGUUCUCAGCAACCUUAUUCAGGAGUUUGACAGCCGCUUUGAGGACUUCAGACAUAGCACUGCUGACUUUGAGUUGUUUGCUCAACCCUUCACCAUCAGUGUGGAUGCAGUCAGAGAUGAUCUUCAGAUGGAACUAAUUGAGCUUCAGUGUGAUUCAGAACUGAAACACAAGUUCACAUCCCUUCCCUUGACAGACUUCUACAAAUGUGUCCCAGCUAACAGGUACCCAAAGAUGUGUAAGCAGGCACAAGUGAUGCUGUCUCUGUUUGGCAGUACCUACCUCUGCGAGCAGACUUUCAGUCUGAUGAACUUGAACAAGAGUAAACUAAGAAGCCAAAUAACUGACUCUCACCUACAUAAUAUAUUGUCUUUGUCUGUAAGUCAGCUAUAG